UCUGACUUUGGGAAGCGGGGAAAGCGCUUCCGGUGACAGGAGGAGGGGGACGAAGAGGAAGAGGAAAGGGCGGAGGAAGAGGUGCCGCGCGUCGCCGAGGUGGCACCGGCGGCUCCGCCCCGGCGCUCUUCCAGGGCCCCUAGCUUUCCGCUGGGCCUGGCGGAAAUGAGCGGCGGCUCCGGGCGGUCGGGCGACGGGCCCCCAGAGCUAGGCGGGCGGCGCCGCUGGUCGGGGACAGGCUCCGCCCUGCCAGGCUCCGGAGGCCGCAGACCUGCGCGCAGGCCGGGAACUGACAGCGCCACGCCCCCAGGGCGUUCGAUCCCGCGCGCCACGCCCCCUACGGCCGCCUGUCCUGCGGAAACACGCCCCCUCCCGCCUCUCCGCCUCGACCCCUUCGGGGGGCCCAGGCGGGGCCCAAAUCUCCGCCAGCGCCGUCGCCAUAGUCUGCGCUGCGUCCUUAGCUCGGCGAAGGACAGGCCUCACGCCGGGACCCCCGUCGACUUCUGAGGUGCCAGGAUGGUGGGGGAACUCCGCUACAGGGAAUUCAGGGUGCCGCUGGGGCCCGGCUUGCAUGCCUAUCCUGAUGAGCUGAUACGCCAGCGAGUGGGCCAUGACGGGCAUCCUGAGUACCAGAUCCGCUGGCUCAUCCUCCGGCGUGGGGAUGACGGGGAAGGCGGUUCUAACCAAGUGGACUGCAAGGCUGAGCACAUCCUGCUAUGGAUGUCUAAUGACGAGAUCUAUGCCAACUGCCACAAGAUGCUGGGUGAAGAUGGCCAGGUCAUUGGGCCCUCCCAGGAGACAGCAGGGGAGGCUGGAGCCCUGGACAAAUCUGUGCUGGGGGAGAUGGAAACCGAUGUGAAGUCUCUGAUUCAGAGGGCCCUUCGGCAGCUGGAGGAGUGUGAGGGCACCAUUCCUCCCGCCCCUCUGCUUCACACUGUCCAUGUGCUCAGCGCCUACGCCAGCAUUGAGCCCCUCACGGGGGUCUUCAAAGACCCAAGGGUCCUGGACUUGCUCAUGCACAUGCUCAGUAGUCCCGAUUAUCAAAUUCGCUGGAGCGCAGGCCGGAUGAUACAAGCCCUGGCUUCCCAUGAUGCUGGGACCCGGACCCAGAUUCUUCUGUCACUGAGCCAGCAGGAGGCCAUUGAGAAACACCUGGAUUUUGAUAGCCGCUGUGCUCUGCUGGCACUGUUUGCACAGGCCACGCUCUCUGAACAUCCCAUGUCUUUCGAGGGCAUUCAGCUGCCACAGGUCCCAGGAAGGCUGCUCUUCUCCCUGGUGAAGCGCUAUUUGCACGUCACCUCCCUUCUGGAUCAGUUGAAUGACAGUGCUGUGGAACCAGGAGCCCAGAGCGCCACUCCCGAGGAGUUGAGUGGGGAGAGGGGUCGGCUGGAGCUGGAGUUCAGCAUGGCCAUGGGCACCCUGAUCUCGGAGCUGGUACAGGCCAUGCGCUGGGACUGGGCCUCGAGUAGACAGGGUCCCUCGGCACGGCCCUCCUGUUCCAUCUUUCAGCCCCAGCUGGCAGAUGCAGGCCCAGGGCACCCACCCGCCCAGGCCCUGCCCUCCCUUAGGAGGUCAAGGCGGUUUCGCCCUCGCUCUGAGUUCGCAAGUGGCAAUACCUAUGCUUUGUACGUGCGGGACGCGCUGCAGCCGGGCAUGCGAGUGCGGAUGCUGGACGAUUACGAGGAGAUCAGUGCCGGGGACGAGGGCGAGUUCCGGCAGAGCAACAAUGGCGUGCCCCCUGUGCAGGUGUUGUGGGAGUCAACAGGCCGCACCUAUUGGGUACACUGGCACAUGCUGGAGAUUCUGGGCUUUGAAGAAGACAUCGAAGACGUGGUUGAGGCUGAUGAGUACCAGGGGGCAGCGGUCAGUGGAGCUGUGGGUGUAGCCCUGCCCUCCUGGCGGUGGAAGCCCAUGGCAGAGCUCUACGCCGUGCCCUGCGUGCUGCCUGAGGAUGAGGACGCUGAGGAGAGUGAGCACCUGAGCCAGGCCGAGUGGUGGGAGCUCCUCUUCUUCAUCAAGAAGCUGGAUGGACCCGACCAUCAGGAGGUUCUCCAGAUCCUCCAGGAGAACCUGGAUGGGGAGAUUCUGGAUGACGAGAUCCUGGCUGAGCUGGCCAUGCCCAUGGAGUUGGCCCAGGACCUGCUGCUGGCUCUGCCACAGCGACUCGAUGACAGUGCUCUCAGGGACCUGCUCAACUGCCAUGUCUACAGGAAAUAUGGGCCUGAGGCCCUGGCAGGGCAGCUGGCCUACCCAUCCCUGCUGGAAGCCCAGGCCCAGCCUCAGGAAUCAGCGGACGCAGCCAGAGUGGAAGCAAAAGAAGCCCUGACUCAGUGCCCCAACACUCCCCUGCAGCAUCUGGUGGAGGGUUACGGUCUGGCUGGCAAAAUCUUCCUGGAUCUGGAGCAAGCUUUCAGCUCAGAGGGGCCCCGGGAGAGCGAGGUCAAGCCACUCCUGCUGCAACUGCAGCGGCAGCCCCAGCCCUUCCUCGCGCUGAUGCGGAGCCUCGACACUCCCGUGGCCAACAAGGCCCUGCACCUGGCUGUUCUGAGAAUCCUGACGCGGCUGGUGGACUUUCCUGAGGCAUUGCUGCUCCCCUGGCAUGAGGCCAUGGACGCCUGCAUGGCCUGCCUGCGGUCCCCAGACACUGACCGAGAGGUGCUCCAGGAGCUGAUCCUCUUCCUGCACCACCUGGCCUCGGUGAGCAGGGACUAUGCCGUGGUGCUGAAUCAGCUGGGAGCCCGAGAUGCCAUCUCCAAAGCCCUGGAAAAGCACCUGGGAAAGCUGGAGCUGGCUCAGGAGCUGCGGGACAUGGUGUUCAAGUGUGAGAAGCAUGCCCACCUCUACCGGAAACUCACCACCAACAUCCUGGGAGGCUGUAUCCAGAUGGUGCUGGGCCAGAUCGAAGACCACAGACGAACGCACCGCCCCAUCAACAUCCCCUUCUUUGACGUGUUCCUCAGAUACCUGUGCCAGGGCUCCAGCGUGGAGGUGAAGGAGGACAAGUGCUGGGAGAAGGUGGAGGUGUCCUCCAACCCGCACCGGGCCAGCAAGCUGACGGACCGCAACCCCAAGACCUACUGGGAGUCCAGCGGCAGCGCCGGCUCCCACUACAUCACCCUACACAUGCACCAGGGGGUCCUCGUCAGGCAGCUGGCUCUGCUGGUGGCUGGUGAGGACUCGAGCUACAUGCCGGCCAGGGUGGUGGUGUUCGGGGGCGACAGCGCCACCUCCCUUAACACGGAACUCAACUCGGUGAACGUGAUGCCCUCUGCCAGCCGGGUGGUCCUCCUGGAGAACCUGAACCGCUCCUGGCCAGUCAUCCAGAUCCGCAUAAAGCGCUGCCAGCAGGGCGGCAUUGACACGCGCAUUCGGGGAUUAGAGGUCCUGGGCCCCAAGCCCACGUUCUGGCCGGUGUUCCGGGAGCAGCUGUGUCGCCACACACGCCUCUUCUACAUGGUCAGGGCUCAGGCUUGGAGCCAGGACAUCGCGGAGGACCGCAGGAGCCUCCUGCACCUGAGCUCUAGACUCAACGGGGCUCUACGUCAGGAGCAGAAUUUUGCCGAUCGCUUCCUCCCAGACAGUGAAGCUGCCCGAGCACUGGGCAAGACCUGCUGGGAGGCCCUGGUCAGCCCUCUGGUGCAGAACAUUACCUCCCCCGAUGAGGAUGGUGUCAGCCCCCUGGGCUGGUUGCUGGACCAGUACCUGGAGUGUCGGGAAGCUGCCCACAACCCGCAGAGCCGCGCAGCAGCUUUCUCCUCACGGGUGCGCCGCCUCACCCACCUGCUGGUGCACGUGGAGCCCUGCGAGGCAAUGCCUCCAGUGGUGGCCGCUCCUCGGCCCAAGGGCAGAAACAGAAGCCAUGACUGGAGCUCCCUGGCCACCCGGGGGCUUCCUAGCAGCAUCAUGAGAAACCUGACCCGCUGCUGGCGGGCAGUGGUGGAGGAGCAGGUCAACAGUUUUCUGACCUCACACUGGCGGGAUGAUGACUUUGUGCCCCGCUACUGCGAACACUUUAGUAAUCUGCAGAAGUCAAGCUCCGAGCUGUUUGGGCCACGGGCAGCCUUCUUGCUGGCGCUGCAGAACGGCUGUGCUGGUGCCCUGCUGAAGCUCCCUUUCCUCAGAGCUGCCCACGUAAGCGAGCAGUUUGCACGGCACAUCGACCAGCGGAUCCAGGGCAGCCGGAUCGGUGGGGCCCGGGGGAUGGAGAUGCUGGCCCAACUGCAGCGAUGCCUGGAAACCGUCCUGAUCUUCUCUGGCCUGGAGAUAGCCACCACUUUCGAGCAUUACUACCAGCACUACAUGGCAGACCGUCUCCUGAGCGUGGGCUCGAGCUGGCUGGAGGGGGCCGUGCUGGAGCAGAUCGGCCCCUGCUUCCCCAACCGCCUCCCCCAGCAGAUGUUGCUGAGCCUGAGCACCUCGGAGGAGCUGCAGCGCCAGUUCCACGUGUACCAGCUCCAGCGGCUUGAUCAGGAACUCCUGAAGCUGGAGGACACAGAGAAGAAAAUACAGGUGAGCCACGAGGCCAGUGGCAGGGGGCACGAGAGAGGAACCGGAGAGGAAGCUGAGCUGGAAGCUGGGGCAGCAUCGGCGGCUGGCGGAGCGGGAGAGGAGGCGGCGGCGGAAGAGGAUGAGAACGAGGACCUUUACUAUGAAGGGGCGAUGCCAGAAGUGUCUGUGCUCGUCCUGUCACCACGCUGCUGGCCCACUGCCUCCAUCUGCCACACGCUCAACCCCAGAACCUGCCUGCCUGCCUACCUGAGGGGCACCUUGAACCGAUACUCCAACUUCUACAACAAGAGUCAGAGCUACCCUGCCCUAGAGCAGACUCCACAGAGGCGACUGCAGUGGACAUGGCUGGGCCGGGCUGAACUGCAGUUUGGGGACCAGACGCUGCAUGUGUCCACCGUGCAGAUGUGGCUGCUCCUGCAUCUCAAUGAGCUGAAGGCGGUCUCCGUGGAGAGUCUACUGGCGCUCUCAGGGCUUUCUCCAGACAUGCUGAAUCAGGCAGUUGGGCCUCUUACCUCUUCAAGGGGCCCCCUGGAUCUUCACGAGACAAAGGAUGCCCCAGGAGGGGUGCUCAAGAUUCGAGAUAGUAGCGAGGAACCCAGGCCUCGGAGGGGCAACGUGUGGCUCAUCCCAGCUCAGACAUACCUGAAAGCUGAGGACGAAGAGGGCCGGAACUUGGAGAAGAGACGGAACCUUCUCAGCUGCCUCAUUGUCCGAAUCCUCAAGGCCCACGGGGACGAGGGCCUGCACAUUGACCAGCUUGUCUGCCGGGUGCUGGAGGCUUGGCAGAAGGGCCCGUGUCCUCCUAGGGGCUUGGUCAGCAGCCUUGGCAGGGGGUCCACCUGCAGCAGUGCUGAUGUCCUCUCUUGUGUCUUGCACCUCCUGGGCAAGGGCACAGUGAGACGCCAGGAUGACCGACCCCAGAUGCUGUCCUAUGCAGUCCCCGUGACUGUGAUGGAGCCUCACACCGAGUCCCUGAACCCCGGCUCCUCGGGCCCAAACCCACCCCUCACCUUCCACACCCUGCAGAUUCGCUCCCGGGGCGUGCCCUAUGCCUCCUGCACGAGCACCCAGAGCUUCUCUACCUUCCGGUAGCCCUGGAGAUGGGCUCAGGGUUAUGUAGGGCUGCGCUUUCUACAGAAUAAAAUGCAGCAGUUUGAUUACUUGGCCUGUGUGGUGACUGCUAGGGAGCUGACAGGGACAGGGGCUUUCCUGGCUGAAAGGGGAGAUGAGCCCUCCGCUCUGAGGCAGUCUUGUGCUGUGCCAGGAGUCUCCGGGUGAGGUUGGCAGGCUGGGCAGAGGGGGAGAGGGAGUCGGGUGUGACUGAGCAUCCCCCUCCUGGCCGGGGGAUUAAGUGGACUCCGGGGAUGGGUCUUCUCAGAGGGUAUGUGGUCAGAAGUGCUUUCACCUUGGCAGGGUGGCGAUUCAAGCCCAUCUUGCCAUGCGCUGGAUGGCUUGCAACUUCGGCAGAUCAUCCAGCAGGGCUCCAUUUCACUUGUUUGUGGACUGUGGAAUUGGACAGUCACUGUGGGACUCUGACGUGUGGGAGCCUUUGACACGGUGAAGGCUUUGCCACCAAGUCCCUCUUCUGGCCACCACGCUCAGCAGUGUGGUGCACAGCGCCGUCCCGAGGUAAGGCUGACAAGGGGACGGUGAGGUAAAGGACCCUUGCGGCCACUACAGGCACCCAGAACCUUAAUGUGUUCCCCACGGACGCUCUUGGGUCUGGGUUAGAAGCUGACCUAGAAGGAUCUGCAGCUCCCACGGCCUCUUCCUCUUUGCCCCUCUCUACUCCCCUGCCUCUGCCCCCACCCUCUGGCUGUGCAGAGCUGCACACUGUCGCCAGAGCUGGACCCCAGCUAGCUCCAGAGGCAGGCCUGUUGCUCUGUGCUGCUGAUUGGCCCCCCUGGCCCCACCCACACUGAGGCAGGGCAGGUCGGGCUAGGGGACCCGGUGCCAGGGGGUGGAGCUCUGUGUCUGGGCAGGGCCCUUAGCGCAGGAGGGAAGGAGUGACCCAGGUGUCCUGAAUCCAUGACUAGGUGACUAGGAGAAAGCUACGAAAGAGUCAGGUGGUGGGAGAGGGCACAUUGGCCGGAGGGAACUGGGUGCCUCCCAGGACUGACAUUUAGAAUAGAGUCCGUAAGGGAAGAAUCAGCCAGGGCUUGGGAGUCAGGAUGCCCAGGAUGAGGCAACAAAGCAAAGUGUGGACACACAGGGCCCCUGCUUGCUUUGCAGUGUGGUGGCCCUGUGGUGCCGUUGGUGGUUCUCACAGCAGAACCGUCCUGUUGGUCCGUGCUAUUCUGAGGCAGCAUACAGACAGGCAGAGCAGGCUGGGGCAGCAGUGGGCACACUGCUAGGGAGUUGCUGCACUUUGUCACUUGGUUGCUCUUCCACCUUUGUGCCAGAGAUCAUGGCCUGUCUCUCUUUCAUGGGCCCAGGCCAUGUCCUCCUUUUUGAGCCAGCGGUGCAGGGCCAGCGCCUUUUGCCUCUGGGUUCUCAUGCUCUUUAUGAGCCUAUCCUUUCCCACAGAAACCCAGAGAGCCCCCGGGCUCUAGUAGCCAGGCCAGCAUGCACCACAUGCGGGGACCAGACGGGACUUUCCCACUGCCACCUCCUGCGCUGCUGCUGCCCCCAUGGGCUCUGGUGUGGGCUGAGCUCCAGGCCACUAGUCUCAUCCACGGCGCUCAACCCCUUAUUCGUCCCACCCAGUCACUCUGCCCCGAAGUCUCCCACAGGGUACCCACCUGCUCAUCUGCAAUGGACAAACCUCCAACAGUCCUUAAAGGAAGAGUACACCAGCCAUGACGCCCAAACCCUGCACAUUUCCAUCUGCAGUCCAGCUCCUACAUUGCCCACUGUCCUCCACACACAGUCUAACCCCACUUUGAUCUGCCUGAUCUGGUACCCAAAUCCAGCCACCCAGGUGAGCAGUCCUGAUUGCCCUUCUCUCACCAGCACCAGUAAAGAUCUGAGCCUCCUUCCCUGCCCUCAGAACUUUCCAUCUCCACAGGGCAAACACUUCCUGGCUGACUCAGGGGAUGAAAGUUUGCUUCCCUGAUCUCCUUGUGAGACCAUCCUCACAGCCUCAAUUCCUUAUAUCCCUUUAGCUGGUCUGCACACCAAGGACAUAAUGAUCCCAUUUAUAUGAAAUGCCCCCAAAUCGGCAAAUCUAGAGACGGAAUGUGGUUUAGUGGUUGCCUAGAGUUGGGGGAACUGGUAAGAAGUGAGAAGUGACUGUUAGAAGGUACGGGGUUUCUUUUUGGGGUGUCACAAAUGUUACAAAAUUGUGAUGGUCACACAAUUCUGUGAAUAUAUGAAAAACCACUGAAUUGUACACUUUAAAUGGAUACAUUGUAUGGUAUGUGAAUGAUAUCUCAACAAAGCUGUAAAUAAAAACCAAAACCAACCAGACCAACCCACAGCUGAAGCUCAGAGCUCUCCAUCUCUGGCUCCCCGUUGAAGGGGAAAAGUAGCAGUUUGGAGGCUUGGGGACCAAUACAGCCGUGUGGUGGACAUACAUUAUGGUUUCUUGACUGCCCCUCACCUGAACCCCCUUCUUGUGCUUAGAAACUCCCUACCACAAACCUAGGGAGAAGGUAGAGCCCACCUCCCACCAUAUGAAAGACCAGACAUUUGGCUUUCCCAGCAUCGCCUUUGCAGCCAGGUGACUCGAUGCCUCUGCCAGGAAUGCCUCAGUCUAGAGCAGAGCAGGGGGAAGUGGAGCACCUCUGGUGUCAGCACUGACAUCCUCACGUCAACACUGGUUCCCAGGUAGGACUUACAGUGCUUUUAACUGCUCUGACUUUAUCCCCCACUCCUUUUUUGGAGCUUUUCUCCAGCCUUCUUAGUGUUUCUAUGAGCCCAGUAGUUCAAUAGUCUAUUUCUGCUUUUAUCAGCCAGAAUCGGUCUUUUGGCUUUAAACUAGGAUUGACACACAUGACACUGGGGACCCUGUAGCACUGGCUCCCUCACUCCCCGUGGGACAGGCGAACUAUACUGGUAGCUAGAGCCCUCAUCUUACAAUCAUUGGGAGAAGCACAUUUUAUGCAUUUCUGUCAUCAGAACUACAUCUUUUCCCCCAUCCCAGAAGCAUCAAGCAAUAACAGAUGUCUUAGCUUCUAAUUCUACCUCUUCCUUUCCUU
This is a messenger RNA of Kogia breviceps (pygmy sperm whale), 8648 nucleotides long. RefSeq names its product cullin 7 (gene CUL7). NCBI's taxonomy places the organism in Eukaryota, Metazoa, Chordata, Mammalia, Artiodactyla, Physeteridae. Gene Ontology annotation, biological process: ubiquitin-dependent protein catabolic process. Gene Ontology annotation, cellular component: Golgi apparatus. Gene Ontology annotation, molecular function: ubiquitin protein ligase binding. The record is from RefSeq and is a predicted model, not a curated record.